AUGCUGGCUUUGCGAGCCCCGCGACUGGGCCUUGACAAGAUCUGCCUCAGCGCCGCUAUGAGCAUCUGCGAGCGCGGCUCUGCCUGGCAGGCUGGGCUGGGCCUCUUCGAUCGCCUGGCGCCUGGUGACCGGGACUUAGUGGCCACCAGCGGCGCUUUGGGCGCCUGCGAGAAGGGGAACAAGUGGCAGCACGCCCUGCACCUCUUCCAAGGACUGCGCUCGAGCGCUCGGGACGUGGUGAGCUUCAGCGUUCUCAUCAGCGCCUGUGGCAAGGCAGGGCAGUGGCAAGUGGCCUUGCACUUGCUCCGUACCAUGGAGUGCCGUCCCAACCACGUCAGCUUCUGCGCCGCCAUCAGCGGCUGCGAGCGCGGCGCGCAGUGGCAAAUGGCGCUGGAGCUCUUGCAGGAGAUGCCAUCGGAAAAGCUGGGUCCAUCUUUGGUGAGCUUCAAUGCCGCCAUCAGCGCCUGCCAGAAAGCCGGCAUGUGGCGCUCUGCCGUAAGCUUGCUGCAGGACAUGGACAUCAUGCAGGUGGCGCCAGAUGUUAUCAGCUGGAGUUCAGCAAUCAGUGCUUGCGAGGGCUCAUGGCAAACAGCGCUGCAGCUGUUUGCCGGCAUGCGCCAGCGGUGCAUCAAGCGUGACAGGAUCGCGUACAACGCGGUGCUUCGCUCGCUCCCGGCCGGCGGCGGUUGGCGCCUGGCCCUUCGGCUUCUCCGGGAGAUGCAGCAGGAGGAGAUCCGACCGGACGCCAUCAGCUACAAUGCCGCCCUCCGUGCGCAGGCAGAGUGGCAAGUCGCCACGCAGCUGUUCGAGCGCAUGCGCCAGGCGCAGCUGGCGCCGGAUCUGGUGACCCACACUGCACUGCUCAGCUCCUGCGAAGCUGUGCACCAGUGGCAGGCGGCGCUCGCAGUGCUUAAAGCCGCCAGCGACACCCAGGUAGCUUUGGACAAAGUGAUCUUCAAACUGGCGGCAGCGGCCUGUGAGAAGAGCAACCGCUGGCAGCUGGCGCUGGAGCUGUUGGAGCUGUCUGACUUCACAGCACUUGGGUGA
Molecule: messenger RNA, 1047 nt
Organism: Effrenium voratum
Lineage: Eukaryota; Dinophyceae; Suessiales; Symbiodiniaceae
Source: the annotation of a GenBank genome assembly